UGUCCUGAUUCUUUACACCUCUUACAAUGAAAUCAGAGUCCAGACGGCGCUCUUUAAGAAAAUCUCCACAGACACCUGCUGCUACUGGCUCAGAGGCCCCUUCACUGCUGGAUAUGCUCACGUGAUCUUGUAGUAGGUAGAGAUUUAGAUUAAACUGUCAGAAUUAACUCGAACAAAAGAAGAGUGCACAAAAAGUUGACUGUUCAGUCUGCCAUCUUGCCCGGAACCUGUGAAGAUGUGGUACCCUGGUAUCCAGAUAACUUACUGUCAUUUUAUCUUUGUAAAGAUAUGUUCCAUUUGAAUAUAAUAUUGAAAAUUUACUAACUGUAUCAAACAUUGUAUGUAAGUAAAUGAAUCCAUGUCUGAAUUUUAUUAUCUUUUGAUGUUAUUUGUCACACAUCAAUGGCAAAUAUCUGCCACCAAAAGGCAAUUUACAACAACUACCAAACAUUUUGCUUAGUAAAUGGUGAUUAUUCACAAUAUUAUAUUUUUGUGAAUGAAAGAGAUUUUUUUAAUGAAGGCCCGAGACUUCUCUUUGAAUUUUAAACUGUUAACAGUGUGCAGAAUCAGAUUUUUGGAGUACUGCACAUGCGCCUAAUUUUGCCAGUAACCGCCAUUUUUCAACAGACAGACGCACACUGAAAAGAUGUGCCACUGCUCAGAUUGUGGGGAGAGUUUUACUAAAAGUCAUCAUCUCAAAGAUCACAAGCGGAUUCACACAGGGAAGAAGCCAUUUUACUGUGGACAGUGUGGGAAGAGUUUUACUUGUCAGAGUAAUCUCCAAAAGCAUGAGCGCAUUCACACAGGGGAGAAGCCGUAUCACUGUGGACAGUGUGAGAAGAGCUUUACUUUUCAGAGUAAUCUCCAACAGCAUGAGCGCAUUCACACAGGACAGAAGCCGUAUUACUGCUCCCAGUGUGGGAAAAGUUUUACCCAACUAUGUAAUCUCCAGCGACAUGAGCGCAUUCACACAGGACAGAAGCCGUAUUACUGUGGACAGUGUGAGAAGAGCUUUACUUUUCAGAGUAAUCUCCAAAGACAUGAGCGCAUUCACACAGGACAGAAGCCGUAUUACUGUGGACAGUGUGGGAAGAGUUUUACUCGUGAGAGUCAGCUCCAACAGCAUGAGCGCAUUCACACAGGGGAAAAGCCGUAUUACUGCUCACAGUGUGGGAAGAGUUUUACUUGUCAGAGUAGUCUCGAACAACACCAGCGUAUCCACACUGGAGAGAGGCCCUAUCACUGUGGACAGUGUGGGAAGAGUUUUACUUGCCAGCGUACUCUCCGACAGCAUUUGCGCAUUCACACAGGAGAGAAGCCGUAUCAAUGUGGACAGUGUGGGAAGAGUUUUACAUUUCAGAGGGAUCUCCAACGACAUGAGCGCAUUCACACAGGGGAAAAGCCAUAUUACUGCUCCCAGUGUGGGAAGAGUUUUACUUGUCAGAGUAGUCUCCAACGACACCAGCGUAUCCACACAGGAGAGAAGCCGUAUCACUGUGGACAGUGUGGGAAGAGUUUUACUUGCCAGAGUAAUCUCCAACGACAUGAGCGCAUUCACACAGGAGAGAAGCCGUAUCACUGCUCGCAGUGUGGGAAAAGUUUUCGUGACCAGAGGACCCUCCACAGCCACCAGCAGAGUCAUACAGGACAGAAGCUGUACCUCUGUGGACAUUGUGGGCGGAGCUAUACACAUUCAAGUUCAUUAAGGACACACAAGUGCUCUAACAUAAAUCCAUCAGAUUUUGAUGUGAAUUUCUCAAAUUAAGAUUUGUUAUUCAUUUUCAUUUUUUAAAGGGGAGGUAAAGAGACAUUCAGGCAUUAAACAAUAUCAUAUUAUUUGUCAUGGACUGUAGUAUUCUGUUGCAUGGGAUUUAUUGCUUACUCUCUGGGUUUUAGCAAAAUUCAUGAUUUUAUGUUGUUUUCCUGUUCCCCAAACCCUACAAUACCACUCAUGGAAUACACAUAUUAGCUUUUUAAAAUGUUGGGUUGUGCAUACUAUUGAACUGAAAGCCAUUUUUAGUGACAGGUUACAAAUUCUGCUAGAUUUCCUAAAGUUUGUGAGAUUACCAGCCAAGAUCAAGGUGUAGUCACAGAGUUUGGGGGUGUAGUCAUCAAGUCCCAAAAUUAGUCAGUGACUGGGAAAUUGGGCUUAAAUUCAUGUAGUGUGCACUAGGCUUACUGUCACCUCUAUUGCUAAUGCUGAAUAAUAGACCUUUAUAACCUUUAUAACACUGAUUCAAAUGAUUCAAAUAUUCUGUUCGCAAUAAGAUCUUAUCAAACAUAUCUAGAUUUAGCUUUCUUUGUCUCCUCCUGGAUAUAUUUGUUUCUGUGGUCCGACUGUAGAUCGUUAACAAGCAGCAGACAUGUUCACAAGUCCCUGAGGUCCAAGUCAAGUCUUUGUUCUAUUUUUUGCAACAGUGUAUGAGGCUAAAUCAAUUUUGAAAUAUUAAAACUGAUUACUUCUUCAA
This is a messenger RNA of Ictalurus punctatus (channel catfish), 2468 nucleotides long. Its product is annotated as zinc finger protein 239. The transcript is spliced from 3 exons. Gene Ontology annotation, biological process: regulation of transcription by RNA polymerase II. Gene Ontology annotation, molecular function: DNA-binding transcription activator activity, RNA polymerase II-specific; RNA polymerase II cis-regulatory region sequence-specific DNA binding. Lineage: Eukaryota; Metazoa; Chordata; Actinopteri; Siluriformes; Ictaluridae. The record is from RefSeq and is a predicted model, not a curated record. The coding region runs from base 647 to 1765 and encodes 372 amino acids. Gene Ontology annotation, cellular component: nucleus.